AUGAUCGUUCUGAGAUGCCGCUUAGUUUUCGUGCAGCAGGAGCGGCCACUCGCGCCCUUUGAAGGAGGAAGUACCCGUUCGGUAGCACCCAUAUGGUGUGCUGUGGUGCGCUGUGGCACUCGGCGGUCGUUCCGUGUUCAGAUAAAGACAGGAGGAGGACGCAGUGGUGGCAGCGGUGGUGGUGGUGGUGACAAGGGGGAGGGGGAAGAGGAGGACGAGGAGGAGGGUGAGGAGGAGGAAUUGGGGAAAGACGGCGAGUAUAUCCCAGAUGAGAUUGCAGAUGAUGAUGAGGAUGAAGAGAGGGAUGAAGGGGAGGAGGAGGGGGAAGAUGAGGAGAUGGAGGGAGGGGAGGGUUGUGGUGGUGGUGGUGGUGGCAGCAGUGGGAGGAGGAGUGGGCAACAGUCGGGGAAACGUGGUGCAGAAACGCAGCAGCAGCGGGGGAGCAAGUGGGGGAGGGGGAUGGAGUUGGGAGCGGUUGGUGCUGGUGACAAGGACGAGGAGCUACAGAUGGUGAGUGGGUUUCUGAGAUGGUUGCCUUAA
Closterium sp. Naga37s-1 is the source of this 540-nucleotide messenger RNA. The record is from the annotation of a GenBank genome assembly. Lineage: Eukaryota; Viridiplantae; Streptophyta; Zygnematophyceae; Desmidiales; Closteriaceae.